GUGGCGCCCUUUCAUCAAAGAUGGCGCCAAGCUGAGACCACUCGCACCAUUGCAUUGAAAUGAGUAGGAGGACUGUAAUUUCGUUCACAGUUUUAUUUGUGAUCCUACUGGACCGUAUUGGAUAGAUUGAGUGUAUAAUAGUAGCGACAAAUAUUGCUGACUCACGAUGUCUAGUCGGAGCAGAAAGAGAAAACGAACUGCCACAUCAGAGGUUGCAGUGGAAGAGGCAACGUCAACAAGACGAGAAACCAAAACCUCUGAUGAAGACGAUGAGAUGACACAAGAUAUCCCAACCGCUCGUCCAAGCCGCAACAGGAGGAAAUCAGCUAAACUAGCAGAAGCAGAAGACAGCGUGAAGUCACCCAGUGAGGAACCACGAAGACUUGGCGUGAUCUCUCUCCAUCAUGAGAAAGGAGGGAAGAAAGACUCUGGCGAUUCCUGGACGAUUACCUCCUCCAGUAAGCCUAGGAGAAAGCGGGCUCCUUCAAAAUACGAUGAUGAUGAAGAAGAAGAGGUGGAAGAAAAGGAGGAAGAAAAGAGCCAAUUACUUCACCUCGUCAGCAAAGGCAAACAACAAACAAUUAAAAUCAAACCACUUCAUAAACCAGAACCUGAGGAGAAACCAACCUCCUCGAGGUCUGCCAAGAAGUCCCAGCAGAAGGCUUUACCCCCGGUGGCUAUCAAGGAGGACAGCGGGAUUAAACUGAAGCUCAUCUUGUCUCCAAAGGACAAAGGGAAAGACAGUCCAGAGGCGGUAGCCAGUGUGGCAUCCAAAGACAAACGAUCAACUUCCAGGGGGAGAUCUGGGAAGUCCUCCACGAAGGAUAAAGACGAGCCCACGAAGGCCAAGUUUGUAUUCGGGGACCAGGUGUUGAGGAUGGAGGGGGAUAAGAUCGUACUGGGACAGAGUAAGAAACGCAAACAUGGCGACACGGAAGCCGAAUUGUCUGAUUCUCCAGUAACAAGCAAAGGAGGCAAGAAGAGGAAGACAGCUCCGACAGAAGAAGAACAGGCAACACCCAAAAAGGCCGGGAAGUCGACGCCGGGGAACAAAUCAGCUUCAAAAGUUGAAACUAAGGCCGCGUCUUCUGAUAAGUCUUCUAAAGGAAGUUCUAAGAAUUCCAAAAAGACUCCGGACAAAUCAGGUCAGGGGAAGAGUGACAAUAAGAGCAAGACAAAGCCUCCCGAGGAAACGAACAGCCAGUCCUCGGACACAUCCAAAGAUGACAACAAAUCAAAGAAAAAGAAGGCCAAAGCUGUUAAAGCAGCAGCCAACUUCAAUUUGCUGUCACUUGACGAGUCAGUGGAUGAUCUAGUCAUUGAUGAACCCCAACUUGAGUCUUCCAAGAAAAGUAAAUCCGACAAAACGAAGCCGGACAAGAAGAAGAAAUCCAACGACUCGGACUCCUCGCACAAAAGCAAGAAACACAAGAGCAAAGAGGUCAAGAAACACAAAGCGAAGUUUAUCAACACGGGCACCAAGAAGCCCGGCCGUAACGUGGGACUAGAUCCCGUGACAGCAUCGCAUAUGUUUGGUCAAUUCGACGGCAUGCCUCCGCAACCUCAGUCCAGUCUGGAGGGACCGGGUCUUGACGACGAGAGUUUCUUCAUGGCCGGCAACGAUGCCACCAUUCCCUCGUUCCCCGAGGCCAUGGGUAUGCCCGAGCUGGGCUUCCCAAGCACUUUCGGAAAGAGCGUCAAGAAAAAGGACUCCAAGAAAUUCAGUAAGAAGGGCGAGAAGGACAAAAGGAAAAAGAAGAAAAAAGACAAACUGAAGAAAGAUGAAAAAUCUAAGAAGCCACUGUCAGCAUACAUGUUAUGGUGCGGGCAGACGAGACGUAAUGUAGUGGCCCAGAACCCAGGACUCGAUUUCUCCGGUAUCAGCAGGAUGAUGGGUACGCUGUGGCAACAACUCCCUGAGAAGGAGAAACAAGUCUGGUACAGCAAGCAGCGUCUUCAGCACGUCAAGCAUAAGAACGUCCCCAGCUUGUCCAAGCAGAAAUUCCGACGGUCGAGUUCCUCUGGGAAAGGUUCGAGGUCGCCCCACGGGAGCCCCGUCCGCCAUUUCUCCCCCCGGACUGAACCGAUUGACAGUGCUGCACACCUCAAACUGCUCGGGGAAUCGUUGUCGUUGGUUGGCGACCGGCUGCAAAACCAUGUCGGUCAGGUGGAAAUUCACGGUAGUCUGUCCGUCCUGCUGGACUCUACGCUGUGCUGCUUGGCUCCGCUGAUGUCACUGACCAGUCAGGUGCCGGAGCUAAACAGCAUCAGUAAGGAUACCAUAGCCUCAACAAUGGACAACAUAGCCUAUAUCAUGCCUGGUCUGGGUUGAUUGCUACGUGUUGCAAUGGAUAAUACACAGGUACAGGCUAGGUAAAGUGGAACAAGUGCAUGCAGGUGUCGGGCAAAGCCAGAGUUACACGGGUUUGAAUUCAGCAUUCCAGUGACACGCAGAUGAUAUAUUCUUCUCUGACAAUUACGGCUUCCCUUUUUAUUUCUAUGGUUCUCAUAUUUUUUUUGCUUCUAAAUUUGGUUGGUCGUUUGGUAACAAAAUAAAAAUCCUGACAAAAGAAUUGCAGUUGCACCCGUGUGGAUGGCUAAAUUAAAUGAUGCCAAGUGCGUAUUGCCUCUAGUUUUGUUUACUGCAAUGAGAUUAUCAUGAGGUGAUAUUACUGAACAAAAUAAUAAAACCAUCAUUGGCAAGAUGUAGUUGACUUACAUUAUAUGUGCACCAUCCAUCUCACUAACGUUUUGGCUGUAGUGGCAGCCAUGACAUACCAGUAAAAGUAAACUAUAGACCCCUAAUAUGAUGAGAGGCAACAUCCUCUCAUCUUCUUGGUAAAUUUGGAAUUGUUUUCCAUUUCUUCUCAUAACACAGAGCCUGAUUGCCUGAAUUUUGUAUUCCUUUUUUUUUUUCUUCAAAUGUUAUUUUGUUUGUUGGGUCGGCAGAAAUAAUUUAUUAAUUUUUUUCUUGGGUCAGGAACCCAGAAUAGGGUCUGUCGGAACUGAGAACCACAGAAUAAAAAUGGAUGCCCUUAGAAUAAAGUUCUACAUGUGAAACAAUAAGCCUCUGUACUGAUGACGUCAAACUUUGUUUACCUGUGCUUUUUUCUAUGGGGCUAUGAAACCGUCCCCACCAGGCUCCCAACACGUGAGAGGUCGACUGUUGCAGUCAUACUUCAGUGCUUAAAAUUGUUCUCUGCUUUCGCAAAAUGUUCAGUGGCCAUUGAGCUAAAACUUUCACUGCCAAAGUGGUUAUGUAUUCUGCUUAAGAUUUUGAGGAAUUUUGUUGCUUCAAAGAAAAUAGGCAAAUGAUUCUACAUAAUUUGAGCUUAACAUCAUGACUCAGUUAACUCUAAAGCAAAGAGUCUUCAAUAACUUGAAGCAUGUGCUUAUCCUGUUACUAAGAAUUCUGUGCUUAAUGCUUGUAGGAAUUUUGAAGAAUUUGUGCACUAUAAAAAAAGGAAUCUAAGAUCAGAAGAGCCAUGAUAUUGGGAUGGAGGGUUACCCCCAGCAUUGGUCCCAUGCCUUUUGAGUUUUUGUAGAAAUUCAUGCACUCUUCUGUGAAGUUGUGUACUGUAUUAUGUGUGUACAGUUUGAAUUUUAGUUGGCAUUAGUUAUCGCAUUUUUAAAUCUGGAUCUCGACACAAAAAUAGAACUGUGUACAUAAUUUUAAACUGUUACAUUGUCAAGUUUGGCAUUUUGGGGUAUUUGGGGACAGAGUACGUCACACUUUGGAAGUUAGUUUUCAGCCGAAACUAAUAUUCAUUUCAUGGUCUUUUAUGUCAUUUUAAAAAACUUUUUAAAUUUGUUUGUAUCUGUUUCGGAAUGAAUGAUUGACGGUUUUCUUGGAUAGAUUGUAAACGGCAAUUAGAUAGUUUUCAAAGUCUGCUGAAACAACAUCAAGUUUCUUGUACAUUAUCUGUAAAAAAAACCCCAACAAUUAGGUAAUGAAAGUUGUUUUCGGGCUUAGUGCUAGAAUAAGUGUAGUCAUUCACAAACCUCCGCAACGAGGUUUAUGUUGGAGUUUGUUCUUAACUUUCCUUCUUAUGGACCACAAAGAAUUUGCAUCCAAAAUGUGACUGAAAGUUAUUGCCUCUUUUUGAAAAUCGUUACUAAAGUCACUUAUCUGCAAUAAAUUUCAAUACUUGUUCAUUCAAUGUUUGAUCUAAUUUUUUUUUUAUGAGAGUCGCCCAUCUCAAGGCUCUUAAGGGCAACUCAAUGUAAGAGCUACACAAAGAAGGGAUAGAAAAGGAAUUCUAAGAAAGAGAAAAAACACUUCAAGUAGAAAGAUGAGUAUUGACGUUGCAUUUGAACUGGGACAGAUCAUAAGCCCCUAAAAAAAAAAGAUACAGGUCAGGAGUUGCGUAGUGAGGCAGUGCAUGGGAAGAAACUGGAUGAAUAAUUUCUAGAAUAUAUCCACUACAGUGCCGUUUACCCAUUACAGCACGGUCAAGGUUAAGAGAAUUUGUUUGGAGUUUUUGUUUUUGUCCUGCCAUCUUUCCAUUUCCUUCAUUCAAUUGGACAUACAUAACAAGUGUACAUAUACAUGUAAAUAUUAUCUUGUUUUUACAUUUAUAAUAGAACUGUACUUUGUAAAUAGUAACAAAUAUGAACUUCUGAUGGUCCCUUUUUCUCUGGACAUUGUAUAUAAAUGACUCAAGGCAAUGAA
This is a messenger RNA of Patiria miniata (bat star), 4672 nucleotides long. RefSeq names its product HMG box-containing protein 4-like. The record is from RefSeq and is a predicted model, not a curated record. The transcript is spliced from 7 exons. NCBI's taxonomy places the organism in Eukaryota, Metazoa, Echinodermata, Asteroidea, Valvatida, Asterinidae. The coding region runs from base 167 to 2332 and encodes 721 amino acids.